Dictyostelium purpureum is the source of this 579-nucleotide messenger RNA. RefSeq lists its product as uncharacterized. The transcript has 2 exons. Gene Ontology annotation, biological process: mitotic recombination; chromosome organization involved in meiotic cell cycle; DNA strand invasion. The record is from RefSeq and is a predicted model, not a curated record. Gene Ontology annotation, cellular component: condensed nuclear chromosome. Gene Ontology annotation, molecular function: ATP-dependent activity, acting on DNA; double-stranded DNA binding; DNA strand exchange activity. The coding region runs from base 1 to 579 and encodes 192 amino acids. Lineage: Eukaryota; Evosea; Eumycetozoa; Dictyosteliales; Dictyosteliaceae.
AUGGCAUCAAGACAACAAAAUAGAGAAGAAGAAGAAGAGGUUGAUGUUGAAAAUCAACAAGAAGAGGAAGAAGAAGAAGAGGAUACAUAUUUACCAUUAUCAAAAUUAGAAGGUCAAUCGGGUAUCCAAGCAGCAGAUAUUAAAAAAUUACAAGAGCAAGGUUUAAAUACAGUUCAAGCUGUUGCUUUUUCAACAAAGAAAACAUUAUGUUCAAUUAAAGGUAUCUCUGAACAAAAAGCAGAGAAAUUAUUAGCAGAAGCAAAGAAAUUAGUGCCAAUGGGUUUCACCACUGCCGCAGAUUUCAACAAACAAAGAUCAGAAAUUAUCCAAAUUACAACUGGUUCAAAAGAAUUUGAUAAAUUAUUAGAUGGCGGUAUUGAAACUGGUAGUAUUACAGAAAUUUUUGGUGAACCAAUUGGUGGUCAUAUUAUGGCACACGCUUCGACUACUCGUUUAUCACUUCGUAAAGGUAAAGGUGAAAUGAGAAUUGCCAAAGUUUAUGAUUCGCCUUGUUUAGCAGAGUCAGAGUGUCCAUUCGGUAUUUACGGCGAUGGUAUUUCAGAUUAUAAAGAACAAUAA